ACAAUCGUUGGCUUCUAUGGUUUAUCAAAUCAUUACAAAGGAAGGCUUCUUCAAAAUAUAUUCAGGGUUAACUGCAUCUUUACUAAGACAAGCUACAUACUCUACCGCCAGAUUUGGUAUAUAUGAAACAUUGAAAGACUUUUAUGUUGAAAAGUCUAAUGUUUCAAAGCCAUCAACUGCUGUAUUGCUUCCAAUGUCAAUGAUAGCUGGUGCUUUGGGAGGUUUAGUAGGAAACCCUUCCGAUGUUGUCAAUAUCAGAAUGCAAAAUGACUCUAGUUUACCGACUGAGCAAAGAAGAAAUUAUAGAAACGCUUUCGAUGGUAUUUAUAGAAUUUGCAGAGAUGAGAGUGCUGGAACAUUGUUCAGGGGAUUAUUUCCAAACUUGGUUCGUGGGGUUUUGAUGACCGCAUCCCAGGUAGUUACCUAUGAUAUUGCAAAGGCCCUACUUGUUGAUUCAUUUCAUUUGGAUGCUUCAAAGAAAUCUACUCACUUCAGUGCAUCUUUGUUAGCCGGUUUGGUCGCAACAACUGUUUGCUCGCCUGCUGACGUUGUAAAGACUCGAAUUAUGAAUGCUAAGGGGUCUUCUGGAGGUGCUGUAUCAAUAUUGUUGAAUGCCGUCAAAACUGAAGGAGUAGGAUUCAUGUUCAGAGGAUGGUUACCUUCGUUCAUCAGAUUAGGACCACAUACGAUUGUUACAUUCCUUGCCUUGGAACAAUUACGGAAGUUUAAGUUGGGAAUGUAAGACUUGCUGAUGAAUAAUCUCCUUACUU
This is a messenger RNA of Suhomyces tanzawaensis NRRL Y-17324, 770 nucleotides long. RefSeq lists its product as uncharacterized. Gene Ontology annotation, cellular component: mitochondrial membrane. The coding region runs from base 17 to 742 and encodes 241 amino acids. Lineage: Eukaryota; Fungi; Ascomycota; Pichiomycetes; Serinales; Debaryomycetaceae. Gene Ontology annotation, biological process: mitochondrial transport; succinate transmembrane transport; phosphate ion transmembrane transport. Gene Ontology annotation, molecular function: oxaloacetate transmembrane transporter activity; sulfate transmembrane transporter activity; antiporter activity. The record is from RefSeq and is a predicted model, not a curated record. The transcript has a single exon.